Molecule: messenger RNA, 3724 nt
Organism: Kockovaella imperatae
Lineage: Eukaryota; Fungi; Basidiomycota; Tremellomycetes; Tremellales; Cuniculitremaceae
Product: chitin synthase 1
Exons: 4
Coding region: 175-3612 (1145 amino acids)
Cellular component (GO): cell periphery; cell septum
Molecular function (GO): chitin synthase activity
Source: RefSeq, a predicted model, not a curated record
UAUCGAAAGCCAUCUGCAUCCGACCGCAUUCUCUUUGUUCACCAACUUCAUCAUCCCCUGGAUCCGUGCUCACUGACUAGCUUGGAAUUUUUGACCCUUCACGCAGCUCUGAUGGCACGUCUGGUCACCUCGAAUCUUCGUCCCAACUAGAUCUAUCGACUCGAUUCACGCAUCAUGGGCGGACCACGAGGUGAAGACGUCCCACUCCCCUUCACAUCCUCCAGAGCUCUCCCCACCCGACAACCAACCCGUGCUCAGGGAUCUUUGAAACGAGGCAAGACCUUGACGAGACCCGAACGACAUGUAGUCCCUGCUCCAUUGAUCGCGCCUCCUAUCAUAGGUGCCGGAGGUACUUCAAGUGAGCCAGUCACAGGAAGGAAAGCAUGGGAUUGGUGGGUCAUCUGGUCCUAUGCGACCACUUGGUGGGCUCCUCCUGCCGUUCUCAAAUUGUUUGGCAUCAAGGAGAAGCAGAGCAGACAAGCGUGGAGGGAGAAGAUCACACUCUGUUGGAUCGCUCUAUUAUUGGGUGCGGUUGUCGGGUUCGCGACGAUGGGGCUGCAAAGAGCAUUAUGUCCUGGAGGUGAUAGGACGAAUACUAUAUACCAACGGCUAGGCCGUGACGACAUGACCGUUAGUAUUGAAGGCUGGGUAUUCAACAUUUCCAGCUCUUUGACCACACCCGACGUUGAUUUCUACAAGAUCUCCAAAGCUUUACCUGGGCAAGACGUCACCAACUUGUUCAUUCGCAACAUGUCCAGCUACCCAGCGUGCAAUUCGGAUCACCGAUUCGCCACGACCCCGCUGUGCGCCUCAUCGGCCGAUCCCAAAGUCAAGGAGACUGGUACCCUGGAGCCAUGUCCCUUGCCCGUCCUUUCUGACGCCACAUUCAACUCGCUCAAGAUCCAAAACACCAGUCUACAAGAGGGUUAUUCAUGGGAUCAAGUCGCGGCCCUUGAGACGUAUCUUGUCGUCGAUGGACUGGUCCUCAAUAUGCAGCCAUACCUCUCCGCAAAUCCGGCCCCAAUCGCCGGCGACGACGUGGACUUUGCUAUCCGGCAAGUGAUCUACAACCAAUCGACUUCGGGCAAGGAUAUCACUCGCCUGCUUUACAACACCAAGGCAACACAAGAUGCAGUCCAGUGCUUACAAUCACGAUACUUGGCAGGCUACAUUGACAAGAUUACGCCAGGCUGCUUUGUCGCCGAUCUCUUUCUGUAUACCUCCUUGAUCGUCAUUCUCGGUGUCGUCGUUGUCCGAUUCAUCAUGGCCUGCAUCUUCAACUGGUUCCUCUCGGCUCGCCUCGUCAAGGCACCCGAGCACCUCUCCCGUGCAGGCAUAUCGCCCGCCGUGAUGCCGGAGGGAGCCAACAUGUCGGUUCACAACAAGACCGGAACUGCGCCGUGGGCUUCCGAGCCAAAAACUCGUGCCGAUGUCAAGCGUGAACCGAUGAUGAAUUUGGCGAGGAUUGGUGCGGAGCUGUUCACCAUUUGCAUGGUGACGUGUUACUCGGAGGGCGAAGCAUCAGUCCGAGGGACUGUCGAAUCGAUCGCUUCGACAAACUACUCGGAUUCUCGAAAGCUCAUCUGGAUCGUGUGUGAUGGCAUGAUCACAGGAGCUGGGGAGAAGAUGAGCACGCCCGAUAUUUGUGUCAGCAUGCUUGACGCUGAUCCGCGGUUUGGAAAUCCCAUGCCGAUGGGAUACAUUGCUGUUGGCAGUGGAGCCAAGCGAGAGAACCGAGCCAUGGUCUACGCGGGGCAUUACAAUUCCAAGAAUGGACAUCGAACACCCACCAUCGUUGUCGUCAAAUGCGGAAUGCCUGGCGAGGCGAAAGACAAGCCUGGAAACAGAGGCAAGCGAGAUUCACAAUUGAUUGUGAUGAAUUUUUUGUCCCGAGUAACGUACAACGACCGGAUGUCGCCCUUGGAUUUCGACCUGUUCAGAAAGAUUCAGACUUUGACCGGUGUGACCCCGGACUACUUUGAAACGAUUCUGAUGGUCGAUGCCGAUACUAAAAUCUAUCCCGACUCCCUCAAGGCUUUCGUCAAUUGCCUCCAUACGGACAAUAUGAUCAUGGGUGUAUGUGGGGAGACGCGGAUAGCCAACAAGAGACAAUCCUGGGUCACGGCGAUCCAAGUGUACGAAUAUUUUAUCUCUCAUCAUCUGGUCAAGGCGUUCGAGUCCGUGUUUGGCGGUGUCACUUGUUUGCCUGGAUGUUUCUCCAUGUACCGGAUUAAAGCUCGAAAGGAUGCCGACAAUGACUGGGUUCCCAUUCUCGUCAAGCCAGAGAUCGUCCGCGAGUACUCCCAAAACGUGGUCUCGACUUUGCACCAGAAGAAUCUGUUGCUGCUUGGAGAGGAUCGUUUCCUCACGACCAUCCUUCUUCGCACCUUUCCACGACGCAAGAAUAUCUUUUUGCCUCAAGCUCGAUGCAGGACGAUCGCACCAGAUACCUUUUCUGUGCUGUUAUCACAACGCCGUCGUUGGAUCAACUCGACCAUUCACAAUCUCAUGGAACUGGUCCGAGUCCGUGAUCUCUGUGGCACUUUUUGCUUCUCAAUGCAGUUUGUGGUCUUCAUGGACCUGAUUGGCACCGUCGUCUUGCCGGUCGCCAUUUGCUUAACAUUCGCCCUCAUCAUUCGAUCGGCCCUCAGUCCACCUCAAAACUUCCAAGAGGCUAUUCCCUUGAUGCUUCUCGGGGCUGUCAUCGGGCUUCCGGCCAUUCUGAUCUUGAUCACGACCCGGAAAGUCGUCUACAUUGCCUGGAUGGCAGUCUACCUCGUGGCUCUUCCGGUAUGGAAUUUCGUCCUCCCGGUGUACGCCUUUUGGCAUUUUGAUGACUUUUCAUGGGGAGAGACAAGACGUGUCGAGGGAGAGAUCCGGUCCAAGGCGCACGACGAUAAGACUGCCGUGUUUGAUGGUACCACUAUCCCGUUGAGGCGAUGGGAAGAUUGGGAGAGAUCUCGGUUACGAAAGCUACGACGGGAGGAGAAGAGGCGGCGAGAUCUAGAGCGGCAGUAUGGCAGUGGAUUUCACGGAGACGAACUGGCUCCUGCUCCCAGCCCAUGGGCUCGAAGCGAGUAUGAGAGUGACGCGAACAGUGUCUUUAGCUCAGAGGAGGAUGUGUGGGGGUCAGAGAUCGGAGGGUACAACGAAAACAACCCUGCCUUCCCGCCUCCUCCUAUCGCGCUUCCGCCUGUGAGCUUUCAGGACAGCUCAGCGACCCUUGGCCAAGAUGAGAUGGCUGCAAUCCUCGAUUCAGGUUUCGACGACGUUCCGCCGCAGAUGCCACUCCGGAAUGGCUACGCUCCAGCUCUAAACCCCGCACAAGGGUACAAUUCGAGAUUCUCCCCUCACUCGCGUGGCAGCCCUUUCGGACAGCACUAUGAAAAGGGCCAAUACAGUUCAUUCGAUCCUCCUUCUCUCCCUCGCGUUCCUCAUUCCGCCUCUAGCAUUUCGUCUUCUGUCGAUAGUCGGUCAGGAGCUUCAGGACACGCCAAGAAGAGGAGUGGAGGUGCGGGUCCUGAUCGCUAUGGACCUUUAGGGCCUCUAGCGGAUGAUGAUACAGGUUGGGGCUCACCCCAGGGCGGGUACAAGGGGAGAAGGUAUGAUUGAAAGGCUUCUCAUUUGAUAUUGUCAUUGUGUGCACAUGCAGCACUGUAUCUGGUCGUGUGUGUGAUGUGACGCAGACUUGAGGAUUACUCCCUGGGUUCGUGCUCGGGCUUUG